Messenger RNA from Hordeum vulgare subsp. vulgare (domesticated barley), 1662 nucleotides. RefSeq lists its product as uncharacterized. Bases 180 to 1508 code for a protein of 442 amino acids. Lineage: Eukaryota; Viridiplantae; Streptophyta; Magnoliopsida; Poales; Poaceae. The transcript is spliced from 2 exons. The record is from RefSeq and is a predicted model, not a curated record.
AUCUCUCUCGAAGAAAAAAAGAACAGACGGCUCACUCACAUAGGCGAGGGCGCUCCACGGCGGCGGCAACCGGCCAACCACGACCCACGCUCAGGCCGCGCAUACGCCGUGGGGUUGCUUUCCAACCGGCGGCGAGCCGGCGAUUCCAGGCAGAUCUACGGGCAACGGACGAUCUGGAAAUGAGGAAUGUGAAAGCUAAAAUGGCCACGCACCAAGUGGAGGAGCAAGACAUUUCUCUGCACAAAGGCGGCACCAGCCGUCGCCUAUCGAGACGCCUUGCUGAUCCUGCCCAAUCCACAUGGGCAGCACUGCACACAGACCUGCUUGAGCUGAUUGCCAGUCGGGUACUCGCCAUCGACCUUCUGGACUACGUCCGGUUCCGUGCAGUGUGCUUACGAUGGCGUGUCGCAACUCCUUGCCCACGCGGUCGAGGCGUGGUCGACCCGUGCUUCCACCCACGUCAGUGGAUGAUGUUCCCCGAGGGUGGUGGGCUGUACCCAGGCCACCCUGCGCUACUUGGAUACGUCAGCUUCUUCAACCUCUCUACCGGCACGUUCGUUCGUGUCACACUCCCUUGUUUCAGAAACCACUCUGUGCUUGACUGCCCUGACGGCCUCCUUCUACUGCGGCACAACGAGAGCACUGCCAUCCGCCUCCUCCACCCAUUUACAGGCGACGUCGUCUUGUUCCCGCCUCUUUCCUCCAUCUUUCCACAGCUUGCCAAGUUAGGGUGCUUCAUCAGUGACUUUGACAAGAUUCAGCAUACCCGGUUUGUCCGUGCAUCCGUCUCCGUCAAUCUGGCUGGCACUGUCAGCAUGGUGCUCGGGCUGAGCGGCCUUGAUCGUGUGGCCUAUGCAUCCACCAGUGACCGGCAGUGGACUCCUACGAGCUGGAAAAUGAAGCGCCUGCACUCGGCAUUGCCGUUCGGUGGCAGCCUCUAUGUGGUGGAUGUGGGGUGGGAUCUUGAGCCAUCGCGCAUCCUGCGCAUCAAUCCUCCAGAAGAUUCUAACCCCUCCUCAUGGUCAGCGAUACCACCGCAAAUGGUUGUCACGUGUCCAGUGGAGCUGUUGAGAAUGCCUGAAAUGGUAGAGUACAACUCUGAGCUGUUUCUGGUUGGCGAUAACAGUGGAUGCUCGCCUGUUGUGCUUGUCCGGGUUGCUGACCUGCUGAAUGGAGUCCCCGCCAUGCCACUGACAAGCAUCGGUGACCAAGCCAUCUUCAUUGGCGGAUGGAACAUGGCUGUUAACUCCAAGAGCCUGCCAUCUGUCCAGGCGAACUCCAUCACCAUUGUCAAUGCUAUAGGUGGUCUUGCCGGCAGGGGAACUCUACCUCAAUACGAUCUGGGCAACGGUACCUGGUCGCAGGUGUUUGACGGACACUUCCUUGAUGGCCCCAUGCCUAGGCCGUACAGCCUUGUCCUCCACGUCGCAACCUGCUGCCAGCGCCUUUUCUGGAACAGUGGGAAAAUCUUGGGUUUCAACACAGACAUAGGACUAGGAGCAGAGUAGUGAAGCUUAUAUAGUCAACUAGGGAUGGUUCUUUGCUUUUCUAAUGGUUACACCUGAAAGAGUCUUUGUACUAUGAGAAACUAACUAUGCUUCUUUUCUGUUAUAUCAGAUUAGAAUCUAGCUUGAUUCAGUGGUAUGGAUACUUUUUCUGUAA